GCUGUGAAACAGGCCAGAUUGUCACCAGCAGCAUGAAGAUAACAGGGGUUCUCUUGCUCCUCACUCUGGCAGCUUUCUGCUUAUCAAGUGCUACCUGUGAAACUGGGAAAGAGGUUGACUGCAGUGAGUAUCAGCCUCGUGGGAGAAGCAAACCCAUCUACUGCGUAAGAGUCUAUGACCCCUUUUGUGGCUCUGAUGGCAAAACCUAUAACAACAAGUGUUCCUUCUGUAAAGCAGUCUUGCAAAGUGAAGGAAAGCUUCGUCAGAAACAAGCUGGUGCUUGUUGAAUGAAUCUGCAAUACCACUGAGUGCUGAACUCCCCAUUAUGCUAUUACACUGGCUAAGAUCACUGGAUCACAUCAUAGCAUUUUUGCUAUUAUUUUCAUCUGUCCUUUGUCAGCAUUAGUGCAAAGGGUGGAAACUAGUUGAAGACCCUCCUCUCUUUAUCAUUAGCUGCUACUUCCAGCUGUUCUGUUAUUUUCAGAUCAACUGCUCUGGCCUCUGUGCUAAAGAAUCUUCUUAAGGUUUCUCAUGGGACCUUCAUUUCCUCACACUCGUUGUUUCCCAGUUGAUGGCUUUAUAAGGAAGUCUGUGGGUUGGCUUCUGGAGUACAAAUCUCUCCAGCACUUCCUUUGGUUUGUGGUAGAGCCAGGCUGCCAACUGGUGAUUUCUUACAUUUCCUUGUGAUUAAGUCUUUCCAUCUAAUACCCAGAAUCUCUGGGAGGCACAUGGCUUGAAAGCAGCUAAUUUCCUGCCUAGUUUUGGUUGCUCUUCAGCUCUCACAGCUCCAUAUUAACUCCAAGACAGAGAAUUCUACAGAACAAAAGGUCUAAUAUCAGUACUAUGUACUAACUGAUCCUGUUUAUUAUAAACUGUAAUGCCCCCUACUAACAUUUUGUUUUCCAUACAUUUUUGCUAAGAGAAAAUGAUGCAAACAAAAAAUAAUGGACAAAACAUGAGCAUGGAGGCGCUGCCUGUACAUGAGCAUGCUCUGAUGU
Gavialis gangeticus (Gharial) is the source of this 998-nucleotide messenger RNA. RefSeq names its product serine protease inhibitor Kazal-type 6-like. The transcript is spliced from 4 exons. Lineage: Eukaryota; Metazoa; Chordata; Crocodylia; Gavialidae. The record is from RefSeq and is a predicted model, not a curated record. The coding region runs from base 33 to 287 and encodes 84 amino acids. Gene Ontology annotation, molecular function: serine-type endopeptidase inhibitor activity; protein binding.